AGCUUCAUUAAAUUAUCGUGUAACUAUUAACAACGAAAAAUAAAAGUUUAUUGUUUAAUCGAUUUCGGGUUGAUGUUAAAGACAUUUGUAAAAAAUGGAGGAGUUGGCAAAGUUUUCUGUUAUAACAAAAUGGAUUAAGUUGAAUGAGGUCAAGAACGGCUGGUUUGUUGGAAAUGAUGCAAUUGCUUACAACCUUGGAAGUCAUAUUGUAUUCAUGAACUUAACUACUGGUCUUGAAACAUUUUAUCGAGCAGAUUUAACUAACGGAGAUGGCGUUUCAUGCUUGACUGGCCAUAAAAUCUUCCCGAUCUUUGCUUUUGCUGAAAACUGCUGGAACGCCAAAAUCUUCAUUAUUUCUUAUCCGGAUUUUACAAAGGUCUCUAUUCUUGAGAGCAAGGGGGAAUAUAUUUUCAUCAGUUUAGCAUUCUCAGAAACUGAACAUCUCAUUGCAUUGACGGGAAUGCCUCAUUAUAAAAUCCAAGUUUGGUUUUGGCGGACACAAGACAUGUUGAUCAAUGAGAAUUCUGAACUCAUCACUGACAAGCAAAGAAUCACCUGCAGCUCAUCGCUGCCUUUAACCGUUGCACAGUUUGCCUUUUCGAAGGGAAAACUUAUCGUUUGGGAAGUUCAUGGAACACAAAAGUUUUGCAAGCUUAUCAAGCGAAAGAUUUCUCUCGAUUUUGACAAAUCAGAUGGACCAUUCCAAGAAGUUUACUCGAUUGAAGGCAACAUUCAGAUUGUGAAUAGACAUGGUGACAUUUACUAUGUCAUUCCAUCGUCCAGAUCUGUGAAUCUUAUAACUAAAAGGAAUGGAAACAAAGGAGAUUUCAAUUCGUGCAUUGCUUAUAUUCGAAAUGGAAUUUUAGUUUCGGGACCUGAUGGAACUUUGAAGUUUUACAAAAGACAGAAAUACGUUUGGAAUGAGAUGUUUCAGAUCUCAACAUCCGAUGCUUUUAUCACUCUUAAAGGAUAUCAUGACAAUGAGACAGCUAUUGGCAUGACAGUCGAUGGAGGAAUAUAUAAAAUUCAUCUUUUAGAUGGUGCACCAAGUGUGGGUGGAAAUAACCGUCUUGAAGGCGAAAAACUUUCAAUGACAAAAAUCAAAUCUUAUGAUGCUUCUUACUCAUUUUUUGCAAUGAUUUAUCCAAAAGGAGAAUACUUAGUAGCUGUAAAGACAAGCAAUGAAAUUUUCUUGGAAUCAGUUGAAACUGGCGAAAAAGUUGCAAAAAUUAACAUUGAAAAUCAAACAAUUAUUCAAUCUAAUCCUCGAUUACCUUUCAUCGCUGUUGGCAAUAGUCAUGGUGAUGUGACUUUCAUCUCCUUGAAUGACCCAAAAGCUCCAAAAGUUUUAACAGAAUUUCUACUUAGUCGACGCUCUAUUAAGACAUUGAGAUUCUCGCAUUGUGGAGAUUAUCUCGUUGCAAUUGAUAAUGAAUUUAACAUUUUCGUGAUCAAAUGUAGUAUCGGUGAAACAAUGAACAUCAUGCAUCACUUCAAAGAGAGUUUAAACAUCGUUGAAUUCUUUGUUAUCGCAAGUCAAGAAAAGAUUGAGCUUUUGUUACUUUGUUCAGCGAAUGAUGAUUCAUUGAAUGGAAAUCAACUGGUUCGGAUUACAAUUCUCAAUGAUGACGACAAAAAUAUUUUCAAAAACGAAUGGAAAUUGCCAAAAUUUUAUAUGCAAGUUCUACCUUUUAUGAUGUCCACGUCAAAGUUCUAUGCAAUCAAGAAUGGUUCUUCUUUACUCGAAAUCAUUGAAAUAUCAGAAGAAGAUAAACUUGUUGUGGUUGAUGUCAUUGACACACCACAUCAAUUGAGACAUUUAGAAGCGUUUAAUGAUGGAAGACAUUUGAUAACAUGGGGAAUGGAUGGAAUUGUGGCUGCUUAUGAUUCUGACAAUAAUCAUGCUUUGUUAACGGCUUUUGUAGCUUGCAAUCGUCAUAACUUUGGAAUUAAAAUUGCACAUGUUGAUGCAAAAUGUAAAUACGUGGUGGUCAUAGAUCAGUCUGGAAAUCUCAUUUGUUCAACAUUAAAUGUCGAAAGAUCACUAGAAUCUUAUCAAAAUCUCAUCAACCUAAUUGAAAAUGAUGAACAAAAUUCAAUUUAUUUAUUUUCGCAAGACACUUCUGGUGGAUUUCCGGGACUUCAAAAAGAACAUAUUGGAAAAAAGUUUACAGAUCUUAAAAGUGAACAAACAUAUCAAAUGGAAGCCAAAGAAUCAGAAGAAACAAGGAAAAUACUUUUUGGAAAAUUAAAACGACUUCGAUCACAAAUAAGAAAAAUGCUUGACGAGAAUGAAAUCUGCCCAGAGGAUGAAAGACUUGAAAUUCAAGAUUUUAAUUUGGAUCUUGUGACAGCGGAACAAAAGGAAAGUAAUGCAAGAGAAGAUCGCAAUCAUGAAGAGAAAAAGAUGAUGGAUUACAUUGAAGCACAAACAGUAUUGAAUGACUGGAUUAUUUCAAAAUGUUGGAAUCCAAUGGAAGUGAAAGGAGCGAAAUUACGUGGAAUGUUCAUAAAUAUGUUUGUCGACAACUAUCCUCUGCUCCCAGAAGUUAAAGAUAAAGAAAUGGAACGAAUCGUGUUAUUACGUGCUGUUGAGAAUUCGGUUGCUCUUGAAGAUACUUUCUUGCCAUGGCGACCAAUUCCAACAAUGGAAUUGGAGAAAGUUUUAGCGAAAGAACCGGGGAUGUUUGAACUUAACACAAAUGACAUGACACAAUUUACCGAGCAUGUUAGCAACUUAAUGGGAACAAAAAGUUAUAAGCAAAUUAAAGUUUCUCCGCUUCAUUAUCAACAAUUAGAUGUUGUGACAUUUCACCAAAUGAGAAUCGAAAAGUUUUUGAUACAUAAAGAACAAGUGGCACUUAAAAAAGAAUUUAAUAAAAAAUUUGACGCAUUGCAUCGAAUGAAAGAAUAUCAAAUUGAUUCUAUUCGAUUUAAAAAUGAUCGGCUGAGACAUAUUCAAAGUGAGAUGAGAAUAUUGGACGAGAUGAAAGGAUUGAAACUUGAAUCGAUGCCACAGAUUCUUGAUCCUGACUUUCAACCAGAUGAAAUGCCCGAUACUGUAAUUAAUGUUAUUGAAUCAGAAGUGUGCGUAUCACCAUAUAUUUCUCCGAGUUAUAAGAAAAUGCUAGAAGAUCAAGAAGCAGCACGUGAGAAACGUCGUAGAGAACUGGAGGCUGAUGAUUUUCGUGACCGUGCUUUAGAUGCAAUGAUGGAUGGCGUAUUAGAGCACAAGUGGGAAGAUGAGAUUAAAAAGAAUCCAAAGAAACCGGAUUGUUUAAUCAAAAAUAAACCGCGAGAUGAUUUAACAGAGAUGGAACUUCGUGAUGUAGAUGAAUACAAUCAAAAAGUUAAACAAAUACUAACGGAACGGGAUAAAUAUCGACGCAUGUUGUAUGAAGAGCAAAAGCUUUUACAAUCAAUACUUGAUGAUGAAAUUCAUAAUUAUAACUACAAUCUUUGUAGUUUAAUGAUGGAAAAAUUAAAAAUGGACAUGGUUAUUGAGCAAGAAGAAAUGAAAUUGCUUUUAAUGACACAAUACAACUUCCGAAGAGUUUCAUAUCAGAAGAGAGAGAUUGAAAUUCGUUUAAAAAUGGAGCAAAUGAAAGUGACAAUUGAAGGUUUAAGCCAUCUGCAGGCUGAUUUGCAAGAUUGGAUUAAAGAUAUAAAAACUAACUAUGAAAAUCUUCAGAUGAAAGAUAAAACAUUAGAAAGACAGUUUAAAGCAAAUUUUAAUGAAGCCGCUCCUGGUGCACCUGUUGAUCAAGCUUUCAAAUAUUUUAAACGAAGACCAAAGCUCCAAAUGCGAGCUCAAAUUACAUCAUCAAUAUUACUUGAAGUUGCUAAGCGUGUCUCUAGUAAAAAACAGUGCCAUCAAGUUACACUUCUUCCCCCUGAAUGUCUUGAAUAUCUUCACGGCAUUGAUUUAUUAGAUCUAGUUUCAAGUUCAACAACCGGCAUUGAUUCAAUUUCAUGGCAAAUACUUUGUAAAAUGCGUCGAAUCAAAAUUGAGAGUGAAUUCAAAAUUAAAAGUUUGGGUUUGCAAUUAGCAGAUGCUGAAGCUACGCUUACUGCUUAUACUAAGGAAACAAUUAACAAACGCAACUACCUGCAGUCGAUUGAACGUUCACUUGUUGAAUUGAAGGAAGCCCGUGAAAAUGAUUCUAUAAAUCGUUAUGUUCAAUUGGUAAUGAGACGAGGAUUAAUUGAAAUACCUCUUACUGGCAGUUUUUCAGACUUUAAAGACAGCGUUUUGAUCCAUCGAUCAGAUGUUGACGAUAUUAAUCGGAUUAUAAUUAAAGCUGGCAUGAAAAAGCUUCGAGCUUUGGAAAAUGCUGCAAUGUUUCGCCGAAAGAUUUCAAUGAAAGAAUGGGAGCAUAAAGUUUUGAAAUUGAAAGUGUGUGAAUUGAAAGAAUUUGUCAAGACAAUCGAAAAAUGUAAAAUCACUAAAGAAGUUCAGCAAUGGUUGAAACGUGAAUGGACUGAAGAUUUAAGUGAAAAUUCGUUAAAUCGUCACAUUGAAAAUUCAAUUAAUGCACAUGAGAAGAUACUCAAUGAUUUAAUGCAAGAAGAUUAUUUAUUAGAUAAGAAAAUUACGAGAAAGAAAAUGGAAACUAAAGAUAUCGACGAUCAAAUUCAAAAAGUGAAUAUUGACGUGUCAGAAAAGAAUCUCAUGAGAGAUAUCGAAUUUGAACGUGAAGAAAUAAAAGCUGCAAAGGAACGAAUGUUGAUAAUUACUGAAAGAGCAAAAAUUGUUCGCCAUAUUCAAUAUCAACAUUCAAAUCUCUUACAACUCAAUACAUUACUAGAACUACAGCGUUUGAAAACUUACCCAACAUUGACAUUAAAUUACUCUGGAAGAUAUCAGAAAAGCUAUCCUUAA
Molecule: messenger RNA, 4882 nt
Organism: Clunio marinus
Lineage: Eukaryota; Metazoa; Arthropoda; Insecta; Diptera; Chironomidae
Source: the annotation of a GenBank genome assembly